CUUGAAAAUGGCUAAACUGCAGGAAUAAUGCAAGCUUCAUAAGUCUUUGAGUCUCUUCGUGUUAAUGCUGUGUCACUAUUUAAUACACAGAUAAUUGUUUUCACAAAGAAAUGCUUCAGGCAGGAUACGUUCAUCAUCGAAUAUUACCGUAAUCGGAUAGUAGAGAGCGUUGGGAAUAACUUCUUGUAAGAUUUGAGGUUUUCACAGCGGUGAGUAUGAAGAUUCAUCGCCCUGAUGACGGAGGCAGUAUGACCUCUGAAACGUUGGUUAACAUCGACCAGACUAGACAGCGCAACAACCCAGAAGACAGAAAUCUUUGAAUAACUUCUUGUUCACACAAUAUGAUGCAAAUUUUGAAAUAUCUCAUUUAAUUCUGCAACUUAUUUCUAAACUUUUUUGUUUUUUGUGUGAGGGUGAAAUGACAAGGGUACAUCUGACCCAAACCUCCAUCUGCUUCCAUGACCUAGAUUGUAUGGAGCUUUUCCUCCAUGUCCCCUGUAUACCGUAAUGACAUGGUACAUUGGCCCAGAGGGAACUUUACCUGUAUUUUUAAAUGUCUUCAAUGUUUAACAAAUGAAUACUUAAGUUUAAGUAAAAUAGCUGCCUUGAUUGGGUACAGUAAUCUUAUAAUUUAAUUAGAGUUUUGAUAUAAAAUAUAAUUAAGAAUCUGUUAAUGGUAAGUGCUGUUGAUUCUAGGUUACAAACAAAUUUAUUUUGCUAUGUGUAAAGAUUGCCAAAAAUGUGUGAAAUUUUUGUUGCAAAUGCAUAAUGUUUAGCAAGAUGCUGAUAGGACUGAAUGUUGCACCCAAGUGGUUAGUACUCCAGCUUCAUAUUUGAAAGAUCCUGUGUUAAUAUCUUUAGCUGGAGACCAAAUAUCCUGUCUAAUAUUUUUCAUGGUUAUCCUCAGUCCAUCCAGGCAAAUGACAGAAUAGUACGUUAAAUUAGGUCAUAACUGUAUUGAUUCGAUAUAUAAGGAACCAGAUCUGUAACUCUGAUUAUUCUCAAAAUGACACUGUCCCAUAGACUACACAGGUAUCUUAUCAGUACUGAUAAGGCACUCCUUCAGUCAAUAUAAAAUAAUCAAUACCAGCAUUUGGGUUAACUUCUGCAGUCCGAAGCGGAUGUGUGGUAUCUUGGUGCUACGUAAUAUUUGGGGAUGGCAUCAACAAGUCCAGCUGCAGGGGAGAGCCUUCCUGAUUAUGUAACAGUUUCAGAAUGUGUAAAGCAAGGCAAAGGAGAUGAAGGGGAUAGCAGUAAGGUGAUGCACACUCCACCAAUAGGACCAAAGGCAGAGGAAUACAAAAUGAAUCAUGAGAGGAGAGGAAGGGCAAUCAUACUGAACCACGAGAAAUAUAGCGAAAGUCUGAAGCUUAAGGAGAGAACUGGGACAAUUACAGACAAAAUAACUCUGAAGCAACGUUUUGAAAAGUUGAAUUUUGAUGUAUCUGUACACGAUGAUCUAACUGUUGCUGAUAUAAAGAAGUUACUAAGUCAUAUUUCACAACUUGAUCACAGAAAUGAAGACUGCAUUGUGGUUGCUGUCCUUACUCAUGGGAGAGGAAAAGGCAAAUUAUAUGCAUAUGAUGAGCUGUACAAAGUGGAUUUACUUUGGUCCAGUUUCACAGCAGAUGUGUGCCCGUCUUUGGGUGGAAGACCAAAAAUAUUUAUUGUCCAAGCAUGCAGAGGAGAUGAAGCAUCAGAGGGCAUGAGUUUUAAAAGCAGCAUUCAGUUAGACAGCAGUAAAAUGAACAUGGAAGCAACUUCGCAUCGCUAUUCAAUUCCUGCGGAAGCAGACCUGUUGAUCGCAUUCAGUACGUAUGAAGGGCGUGUUGCUCUACGGGAUACUGAAGAUGGCACAUGGUUCAUUCAGGAGUUUUGCAAAGAGUUGGAAGAUAAUGGAGACAAGAUGGACUUGCUUUCAUUGUUCACAAAUGUAAAUCGCCGCGUUGCUGUCAACAAGGAAUAUAAGAAAUUGAAACAAAUGCCAGUCGUUCAGUCAACCCUCACUCGCAAAAUCUUCUUAGGUUCGGCCGUUAGACGCAGCAACAUAACACUCACGAGUGAUGUUAGCUGUCUUCUAGGAAAGACAAAUGAAAAACUGGACCACAUAACAAAUAUGCUUCAAUACAGAAAACAGUCAGUCCCUAUACCAAGAUUAAGGCCAGAUAGGAAGCAGAGUUCUUCUUUGAAUUGGGACAGCUUACAGUCUUGUAAGCAAACUGUGGCUAGUCCCAUGCCACAAGCAGAAAGUGUAUAUAAAAUUUCUGAAGGCCUUAAAAUGUUCUUAGAGGAUGAAGCUGACAGAUUAAAACCAACAGUUAAGGAAGAUGGCGAGUUUUUGCUCAAUUUCCUAUCAUGCUGGGAAACUUUGAAUGAAGAAUUGAGGUAUUAUGGUUACAAAGAACUGGUGUUAUUUCUGAAUGAAAAUGCUAAAAAUUGGAAGGUAUAUAAAUUCUUGGAUGUUCCUGACUCUGGCUCUUUCAGUCAAAGUCACCACCGACGCUGGUCACAGUCGGAUGUAACGGAUGCAGGUAGCUCUCCUAAUAAAACAUCCACAAUUCCACGUCGCAUUGUUUCUAAGAAAUACAAGUAAUAUUCUUAUUAUUAUUCAGUGUAUAAAUUGUAAAAUAAUUUGUAGAAAUUUUAAAAGAGAACUUAUAUUUAUAGCAUGAACCAUGGAACUGUGGAAAAAUAUUUAUGUUCUUAUCAAUGAUCUGAAAGUAUAUAUUUAUAUAACAACAGGUCAGGUUUGAGUUAUAUUACCCUGCUUUUAGUUUCUUAUGGCUUCUGAGUGUGCAUUCAAAUAUGUGGCCAGCAUGGAUAGAUUUCAUAAAAUGCAGUUUCAAAUCUGAUAUUUCCAAAAGAAUGGACUUUUUUCCCUGUAUUAAUAUAAAAUGAUGAUGUGAAAGUAGCUAACAUAUUUUAAUGUGAAAUGCAUAGAUAUGUUUAAGCCACGUUCUGUAUUAAUGUGAAUUUUGUUUUGUGGAUUAAUCGAAGUAUUUCACUGGCAUCAGUUAAUACUUUAAUGUUACAGCUGUUGAUGAAUUUUUUCAUGUAUCCUUCAUUUGUCAAUCACAUCUGUUUGAUCCUUUUAGGUCCGUAACAUAUUUACUCAGUUUUACUAUGAAAUGGUAAAGAUAGUCCAAGAAUUUAGUGAUCCUGAUAGUAAUGAUUGUGUAUUGAAUGUGGAAGCAUACCCCUAGAAAAACAACUGACCAGUCAUACCACAUACUAUUCCAGCUGCAUCCUCCUUUGACCAGUAUGCUGUAAACUGAGGGAUUAUUAUUCUCCGAAGUUCAGAUUUUAAAUGUUGUGUAAAUAAAUGAAGUUAAAAUAUAA
Zootermopsis nevadensis is the source of this 3339-nucleotide messenger RNA. Its product is annotated as caspase-1. Gene Ontology annotation, molecular function: cysteine-type endopeptidase activity. The record is from RefSeq and is a predicted model, not a curated record. Gene Ontology annotation, biological process: proteolysis. NCBI's taxonomy places the organism in Eukaryota, Metazoa, Arthropoda, Insecta, Blattodea, Termopsidae.